AUGGUCUAUCAAUGGGGUCCUCACAGGGACGUAUGCUACCGGAUGUACAUCACCGAACGCCAGUCGCUCGAGUCUAUCAUGGAGCACCUGAAGAAGGUGUACCAGUUCACGCCCAGCAAACGGGCCUUCCAAGUUCAGUUCAAGCGGUGGAAUUUUCCGCUGAAGCAGAGGCCUGCGCAUAAGGACCCUCGCCUCGUCAAGCGCGUCCAUGAGCUGUGGCUGAAGAACAUGCCGCAGGGUGAGAUGCUGCGGAUCCUCAAGGACGAGGAGGGCUACGACAUCAACUCUAGGGAACUGAUGCGGGUUCGCGCUCGGAAUCGAUGGCUGCUCAGGAUUCGUCACGGCGACAGAGCGAAACCUGAUGAUGAAGAGGAAGAGCCCGAGUCUCCGGAGGCUCAGGAAGGAGGUUCGACGGCUGACCAGGAGGGAGCCUCUCACCAACCCAUCUCAAAUCCUACCACCCCUUUUGUUCUGACGCCUAAGCCUCGCAAGCUCAGCAAGAGGCAAAGUAGAAGGAAUCGACAGCAGCUUGCGGACGAGAACGACUUGGUCCGAUUCCCCUCAGAAAUGACUCUCAUUGACUGCAAAGACGUGCUGCGUCUCGACUCAACCACCUAUUCAGAAACUCGCGAAUGCUUCGGGCGUAUUUGCCAACAAGAAUCAAUUGUGAAAAAGACGCUUGCCGGACCUGACAAAUGGGAGUAUGUGAAGAAUCGUCUCAUCCACGAACGCCCGCACCUGCAAGAGGUCCUCUGGGUUUCAAAGGAGAAGCUCGAGACGAAACAACUUGCACUGGACAUCAUCUGCACCGAUGUGACCAAACGACUACGCAACAUGGACACCAAAAUGACUCUCCUCGAUGCGAAGAACGUGCUUGGGCUCAACCCAGAAGAGUCUCGCGAGAUCCGCACUGCUUUGUAUACAGUGCUCUGCGAUGCGAAUUUUACCUGCAAGUCCGACGUGAACCCUGGGGAGUGGGAAGAGUUGAAGAGACUGUGGAUGGAAAAAUCAGUACACGUCAAGAAACUCAGUCUAACUGGGGAUGAUGCAGAGACGCGCAAGAGAGUUCGGGCACUUGAGAUCCUUGCCAGGGACGUUAUCAAGAGACGGCGGGAUGACUACAGACACCAAAAUCCUAAGGGCAGCGAACCUGCCAAGCAGAAAGAAGCACAACGGUCACAGACACCACAAGAUGGGCGGAAUCGAGAGCAACUUCAGCAGCCUUCGUCCAAGGAGAGCCCAUCCUCUGCCUUUGCCGUGUCGGAUAGGGACGCCGCGCGGUCUAGUUCGCCAGCUGCCCCUCCGCCGAUGACCGAUGAUGGAUUGGGGGAGGACAUGGACAGCAGCACCUUUGAGCCAAUUCCAGAGGUGACUCGGGACUCGCGCGUGCCGUUCGUGUCGGCGGGGAGGUCUAUGCCGCCUCAACUUCCGACGCCGGUACCAUCACAAACCUCCCUGGCGAGCUCCAAUGGUGUUCUUCCACAGCCCCCUCGAAUGCUGGGUUCAUCGGCCUCGACGCCCAUGUCUGUGAACUCACAGUAUGGAUCACCUCUCUACAUGGGGGCCAACACUCAGUCGGCGUUUAUGGGACAGCAAUACGUUGCACAGCAAUUCUCGCCUGCUCCAAGCACCGCCAUGUUUCAGGGCGUCCCAGCUGUGUCUACUUCCUUUGCGAUCUUCCUACGACUGCAUCCUUCAUCAACGAUUGUCGCCAACACGGGUCUAUGGAUAGGGACAAUGUCGGCGCAUUCAGUUCAAGAACUGCGCGAUGUAGCAGUAGCCAAGUUCCCCGGGGCGAUUUGUGUACGAAUUGAGGGAAUCAUCAAGGACGACAAGGGGACUGAGCUACCACUUCAGAUACAAGAUGACGAGGAGCUGACGGCGUAUUUCGCGCAUAUGCGGGGUGGUUCGCCAACGUUUGCAGUCCAAUUAGUCUAG
Fusarium keratoplasticum is the source of this 1938-nucleotide messenger RNA. Its product is annotated as Clr5 domain-containing protein. Bases 1 to 1938 code for a protein of 645 amino acids. Lineage: Eukaryota; Fungi; Ascomycota; Sordariomycetes; Hypocreales; Nectriaceae. The transcript is spliced from 2 exons. The record is from RefSeq and is a predicted model, not a curated record.